This is a messenger RNA of Fulvia fulva, 645 nucleotides long. RefSeq lists its product as uncharacterized. The record is from RefSeq and is a predicted model, not a curated record. The coding region runs from base 1 to 645 and encodes 214 amino acids. Lineage: Eukaryota; Fungi; Ascomycota; Dothideomycetes; Mycosphaerellales; Mycosphaerellaceae. The transcript has a single exon.
AUGGACACUGGCAGCCUUAACAUCAGCGCAGAACUCACCCUCCGAAAGUCAAACCCUUGGAACGCCCCAUUCACCAACGACAGAACAUGCAACUACGAGCUCUGCCCUGCACCGGAGAUAAUGACCAAGGCCGUGCAAUGUCAAAUCUACCGCCUGGAUGACUACUGCUCACAAAAAUGCCUUGGAAAAGCAAGAGCUAAUCACAGCAACCAUUGCGUGCAGUAUCAAGCACAGCCUCUGGCAACUCCAACUCACCCAAUCGUUGAGACGCACGUGACCGCGGACAGACCCACGUACACCUUCCAGCACAAUUUUUUCGAUCCGCUGAAGAGGGAACACGAGUAUAGAAUUAAGCAUUACGGCACGGCGAGAAUUGCGAAGACGGUGGUCAUGUUCGCAGACGAUGAGGACAAUUUGGCAUUCUAUCAGAACCUAAAAAAUGAUGGAACUUUGAGGGAAUGCUCUGUUCCCUUGACAAACGGGCCCGUGGUGGGGCUCGAUAUGGAUCCAAUACAUGCCAGACAGCAAAGGAAGCUUAACAGGAGUUGGUCUAAGCCCAUUACAGACAUGAAUGCCUGGAUCGGCAAGAGCACCAGCCAGCACUACUGCCCGAGACGAAAUGCUAGAAGAAUGGAUUCGACCUGA